This is a messenger RNA of Eruca vesicaria subsp. sativa (arugula), 213 nucleotides long. The record is from the annotation of a GenBank genome assembly. NCBI's taxonomy places the organism in Eukaryota, Viridiplantae, Streptophyta, Magnoliopsida, Brassicales, Brassicaceae.
AUGACAAUACCAUCUUCUGAAAAUCUACUCUCCAUGGCAAGUAAUAGAGAAUUGAAGAUGAAGGAUCCAGCAAAACAUGUUGAGGAGGUUUUGGUUGAAAAGCUUGCAGCGAACAUUUAUGUACUUAACAAACUGGAGAAGGUCUAUGGCCGGAUUAAAGAGAAAGAAAAUCUUGAAGAAGAGCUGAUCCUUGCACAAGAAAGGUUGGCUGAG